GCCCAAUUCUCGUUGUCCCCGUCAGGCCGUCACCUUUCCCCAUCGCGUCAUCGCCGAUCCCACCCAUUGCGGUUCGCGGCAUUGCCCACAUUUUUGUUCCUCCGCCCGUAGGCCGUAGGCCACAUCCCCGCCACCCAUCGCCUUGCUCCCGCACGCUUCCAGUGAUCCCGUCGCUGUCACCGUCUCCUUGUUCGCUACUGCCACUGGCCUACGCAAAACCAGCAGCCGUGCUGGCUAGCUCGCCGGCGCUGACCGGCGACGGCGGCCGGCUCGGGCGUUCGUUCGUUUCGUCCGUUCCGUUCCUCCGGCCCUCCUCCCCCGCCGCGGGACGGCCGCGGGGGGCCGCCGGCCUCGUGCUUUUUGCGCGUGGUUGGAGUGGUUGAGCCGAUGGCGACGAUCCCGGGCGGCGUGGCGCGAUGACGGAAACCAUUUUAAUACCCGCCCCUGCAGCUGAGACCUGACAAGCUAAUCAGAUUUUAGGUGGUUACCUGUGUCUCCCGCCUCGCCUCGCCUCCCACCCCUCGCGCUUCGCCGCGACGCCUCUUUUCCGCCCGCCCGGCGCCCAGGAUAUAGUUCCCGCUCUGGCCGCUUGCGCUUGUAUCUUCCUCCUCGUCCCAGGCCUUUCGGUUUGGGUUGAGCGAAUUCAGCCACGAAGCGAGUGAGUGGCCGGAGGGGCAGCGGCGCUUGGUAACGGAACUCGCUCGCUUUCCAGGGGCCAGGCGACGACCGCCGCCUCGGCACUUUUCUAUUCGAGGUUCCGGGUCAGACAUUGGUUGCAGAUAGCCCAGCCAGCAGCCAGCCGCGGGGCGGGAUCGUCUUGUGUCAGCGCGGAGUCCACGGCGAUUAGUGGUUGAGCUAACCGGUGGCCUGCUGUGCUAGUUACUGACCAAGCUGCUUCGUCUGUGCCAUGGCGAAGCGCGGCUCGUGCUGAUUGAUAUCUGGAGCUGCGCCUGCGCGAGCUGCCUCACGGCGAUCGAGUCGGGGGGCGAGCAGGCGUCAUGGCGGUGGAGCACGGGGAGGGCGUCGGCCGGUGCAUACUGGUGGGGCUGCACAUGGACGCCGUCGGCAGGGACCUGCUCCGGUGGGCGCUCAACAAGGCGGCGAGAAGGGGGGACCGCGUCGUCGCCGUGCACAUUUACCGCAAGUCAGACUUGUGCAGGACGAACACUCUGAGGCUGAUCAGGACGCUGGACGACUACCUGGCGGAGUACGAGUCCCUCUGCAGCCAGAAAGAGAUCGUUCUUGUCGGGCGGGCGACGCCGGGGAGCUCGAUCCAGAAGGAGCUGGUGAAGGAGGCCAAGCUCUGCGCCGCCAUGGUCGUGGUGCUUGGCGCCAACAAGAAGUACUCCUUCGGAGGGUCGACUUCCCUGGCCAAGUACUGCGCCAAGAAGCUGCCGCCGACGACCACCGUCGUCGCCAUCCAGAACGGCAAGCCCGUCUUCGUCCGGGAGGCCCCCAAGCCGCCUCUUGGAGCAGAGCCGAAGCCGGUGUUGCGCACGGUGCUGCACCCGAGCGUGGGGCUGGAGCCCAAGGUGAUCAUCCCCAACCCGAACCGGAGCGCGCGGUCCAUGGACUUCGACGCCGAGGGAUGCGGUCACGCGGCCGCGGCCGCACCAGCGACGAAGUCCUUCGACGACGCCACCACGGCCUCCGGCGGCGUGACGCUAGAGCAGAGGCUCGGGUGGCCGCUGCUCCGCCGCGAGCACGCCGCCGCCGCUGCGGUGGCCGUCCCCGCGCCCAGCGCUGCCAAGGACCAUGAGCCGCGGAAGCAGUCGGUGGUGCAGUGGGUGAUGAGCCUGCCCCGGCGGACCGCGCCGACGGAGUCCCCGGGGACGCACGCAGGGGCGGGCCUCGCGUCGGAGCUCAAGGCAAUGCUCGACGGCGGCGGCGCGCGGUGCCGGUGGUUCCGCUACGAGGAGCUCUACGACUACACCAACCACUUCUCCGCAGAGAACCUGAUCGGGAACGGCGGGAACAGCCGGGUGUACAGGGGCAGCCUCGCCUGCGGGCAGCAGGUGGCGAUCAAGCUGUCCAAGGCGUCGGCGGAGGCGUCCAAGGACUUCCUCCGGGAGGUGGACAUCAUCACCAAGCUCCAGCACCACCGGAUCGUCCCGCUGAUCGGCGUCUGCGUGGAAGGACCCAACCUCAUCUCCGUCUACAGCUACCUCCCCCGAGGCAGCCUCGAGGACAACCUCCACGGGGAAAGGUCAAAGCCGGCGCUGUCGUGGGAGAACCGGUACAAGGCGGCGCUGGGGAUCGCGGAAGCCCUGAGCUACGUGCACUCCGGCGGCUCGCGGCCGGUGAUCCACAGGGACGUCAAGUCCUCCAACAUCCUCCUCACGGAGGAGUUCGAGCCCCAGCUUUCGGAUUUCGGGCUUGCAAUCUGGGCGCCGACGAAUCCGACCUCCCUGACGCACAGCGACGUCGUCGGCACGUUCGGGUACCUGGCGCCGGAGUACUUCAUGUACGGGAAGGUGACCGACAAGGUGGACGUGUACGCGUUCGGCGUCGUGCUGCUGGAGCUCCUGUCCGGGCGGAAGCCCAUCAGCGGCGACGGGUCGUCCCCCAAGGGCCAGGAGAGCCUCGUCAUGUGGGCGACUCCGGUGCUUAGCAGCGGCGACAUCUCGGACCUGCUGGACCCGACGCUGGACGUGGAGCACGACGAGGCGGAGAUGAGGCGGAUGGCCACGGCAGCGUGCCUCUGCAUCCGGAGGUCGGCUCGACUCAGGCCGCCGAUAUCGCAGAUACUGAGCAUACUACGAGGCGAGAGCACGGCGAGCAUCGCCGACCAGGGCGGCGCCGCGGAGCUGGACUGCCUGGACGACGAGGCGUACCCGGCGGCGAACGUGAGGUCGCACCUGGGCCUCGCGCUGCUGGACGUGGAGGACUCGGAGUCCAUCUCUAGCACGGAGCACAGCAGCGGCCUCAGCCCGUUGGAGGAGUACCUGCGGGAACGGUGGAGCCGAUCGUCCAGCUUCGACUGAUUGACGACUGCGAUUUUGUGCACAUGUAUUUUUUCGUUUCCCCCCCCGGUAUCUCUCUUGUUUGUCGUUUGGUUUUGUUACCGGGACCGUGUACAGUACAGAAUCAUCAGAGCCACAUUUUCGGCAACAACAAGCUUUCUGGAAGCUUCAGAUCAUA
Setaria italica (foxtail millet) is the source of this 3141-nucleotide messenger RNA. RefSeq names its product serine/threonine-protein kinase PBL27. The record is from RefSeq and is a predicted model, not a curated record. Lineage: Eukaryota; Viridiplantae; Streptophyta; Magnoliopsida; Poales; Poaceae. The transcript is spliced from 11 exons. The coding region runs from base 999 to 2984 and encodes 661 amino acids. Gene Ontology annotation, biological process: protein phosphorylation. Gene Ontology annotation, molecular function: protein kinase activity; ATP binding.